Magnolia sinica is the source of this 943-nucleotide messenger RNA. RefSeq names its product chaperonin-like RbcX protein 2, chloroplastic. Gene Ontology annotation, biological process: ribulose bisphosphate carboxylase complex assembly. Lineage: Eukaryota; Viridiplantae; Streptophyta; Magnoliopsida; Magnoliales; Magnoliaceae. The transcript has 5 exons. The record is from RefSeq and is a predicted model, not a curated record. Gene Ontology annotation, molecular function: protein folding chaperone. Bases 136 to 807 code for a protein of 223 amino acids.
AAAAUCUCUCCGAACCCCCCAUUUCUGCAUCAUUUCCUUGGUGUUCUCUUCUCUCGAUCUAAAUCACUUCAUAGCUGAAGAAAAUCGUGAUUUUUGGAAGGUUUUAUUCUGUUGUUUUCUCUGCUUUGGGUGAAGAUGGUUGGAGCUGCAUCGAUGGCGGGCCUGGCCGUCGAUUCCCAUAUGUGCCCCUGCCUCUGCGUUGACACUCUCUCUGUUUCUAAUGUCAGUUUCAAGAGUAGUGGCGAUUUAGGUCUGUAUAGGAAUUCAAUGGGCAGAAAGCAAUCGAGGCAUUCGGCGGCCUCAUUGGAGCUGAGCAGCUCGUUUGUUGACACCUGGCACGAUUGGCGCUUGUCGGGGAAGAUCCCGUCGGGGAUCAUUCGCUUGAGGCCACGGCGCAAGUUACAGAGCUUGGUGAUUUUGAACGAGGCAGCCGGUCAGUACGACGACACUUUCGAAGAUGUUACUAAGCAAAUAGUCAACUAUUUUACAUACAAAGCUACAAGGACUGUUCUUAACCAGCUUUAUGAGAUGAAUCCACCACAGUACAGGUGGUUUUACGAUUUUAUAGUAACAAACGACCCUGGAGAGGGGAAGCGUUUCAUUCGCACUCUUGCAAAGGAGAAGCAUGAACUGGCCGAAAGGGUAAUGAUAACGCGCCUUCACCUCUACAGUAAAUGGGUUAAGAUAUGCGACCAUGCUAAAAUAUAUCAGCAAAUCUCUGAUCAGAACUUGGAGUUGAUGAGGGAACGGCUCAUGGAAACUGUUGUGUGGCCAUCCGACGACACGAACACAGGAAAAAUUGGCUGAUGGGUUAUGUUUUCAACACCGUUCUAUCAAAUUUGGUUCACUGCAUGUAUAUGCUUUUUACGUUGAGCUAUUAUGUUCCACAGAUUUUUCAUUUAUAUGAUUUUUCAUCAAUCUAAUAAGAUGUGAUUGUGAUGCA